UGUGUGUGUGUGUGUGUGUGUGUGUGUGUGUGUAUAGUCCUAUAUAGAAUUUCCAAAGUGACCACACCGCACACACACACACACACACACACACACUCGUACAUAUGAAGCCUGUCAUUUCUCUACAAACCUAAAAAUGAACAUUUCUCUGUCGCCGGGCAGAACUCGGACCUAAAAUAACCUUUGUUUUUCAGAAAGGGGGUGAAGGCGAGGGGGCGUGGCCUCUGCUCUGUGAGGUGAGUCAGGCAGAGCGUGAAGGAAGAGAGAGCGAGGGGCAAAGCUUUUAGUUUCACGUCGGUCGGCGUCUUUUUCUUUGUGGAUUAAUUGCUCUGUGUUCCCGCGGGUCUGCAGUGGCUCCUCCCACCAGAACAAACCUGCGAACUCUCUGAGACACUGACCUGGAAACACCUGGAAACACCUGGAAACAGCUGGAAACAGCUGGAAACACCUGAAAAGCACCUGGAAACACCUGGAAAGCACCUGGAAAGCACCUGGAAACAGCUGGAAAGAUGCUGCAGCCUGCGCUCAGCUGCCUGCUGCUGGGUCUGAUUUCUUCGGCUCCGUUGAGUUCAGACGGCGACUCGUGGUCGGCCUCUUCCUCUGAUGAAGACCUGCAGGGAAAUCUACUUCCUGUGGUGGGAGUGGCCUCCCCCAAAACGCCGCCCACGGUGCCCGAAGCCCCGCCCAGUGUGAUCGUGGCGGUCGAGGACGCAAAAACAAACAUCACACUGAGCUUCGCCAUCUUCGUCCUCGCUGAGGAAGAGGAGGAGGGGAGCGGGACAGACGGACGAGGAAGAUCAGACGACAGCAGCGAGAGCGACGACAUCAGCAGUGAAGAGCCAAUGGCAUCACUUCUCCCCACGCAGACAGAAACCAGCAGCCAGCCAAUGAAGAAAGAGUACGAUGAUCAUAUGACCAUUGCUGAUGAGGAGAACCUGUCGUCAGAAGAAAUGAUCAGCGAUCAACCGAUGCUUACCUUUUCCGAUGAGGAGGCUGAUGACUUUAACAACACCUUUAAUGGGAACAACGGGAACAGAAAACGGACUCUUUCUGGUGACUUUGAUGAUUUCAGCAACAGCACAGAAAGCAGGGAGGUCUACAGUCAGCCAGCGGUAACGGUUGCUGAUUACUUUGAUGACAAUAACAACACCGGGUCUGAUGACUUUCCUAACAAUACAAACAGCCAGGAGACUGCUGAUCCAACCGCACCGCUUUCUGAUGACUAUGAUGAUUUUAAUAACAGCACACAGAUAAACUCAUCUGAUGACUUUAGCAACUCAUUGUCCUCUGAGGUCACUGAACUGAACCAAAACCUGCAGGGUAUCACUCUAAAUCCAGAUAACCAGAGUCCCAGCAGCAGCCAGCAGGACCAACUUGUCCUGGAUCCAGUCCAAGAGGUGACGAGUUCAAGCUCAGAGAAAACGAGCUCAGUCAACCAGGACAUUAGCAAAGGUUUCCGGUUGGGUUCUAGACUUCAGGAGGCGUUUCGCUCCAUCCAGGAGGUUGUAGAUCUGCUUUCAGGCAACCAGGGAGUGAUGGGGGGGAAGGGUAGCCAUCUUGGUUCAGCUCCCAAUUCCUUAACUGGCAGUCAGAUGGGUUUUAGUUUGAGCUCUGAUGAGAGUAAUGAGAGUUCAGAAUCUGUUAGCUUCAGUAACGUCGGCUCCGAUCCCAAAAAUCAGACCGGUGUUAGUCCAGGUCCCAAGAGUGAUGAGAGCCUGGAGUCCACCAGCUACAGUAUCCAGCAAGGCACUGGUUCUAGAGGUUCCACACAGCAGGUUACUGGUCCCACAACAAGAUCAACUGACUUGAUUAGUCCUGAUCCAGACAGCAAAGACGUUCAGGACACUUCUGGAACGCCCAUCCAAGUACAUACCGGUGGUAGUUUAAACCCGGUCAGUCCAGAUCAGGAUGUAACAUCUAUGAUCUUGAGCUCGCAGAAGGAUACUGUGUCCAAGGGGCGAGCCAGGUCCUUCUCCCAGGUGAAUGUUAGCUUAAACUCAGACAGCUCUGAGGAGAGUCAAGAAUCUGUUUAUUUACAGCAGGUUGUGGGUUUGAUGACAUCCAGCCCAGGACUCUCCAGAGUCAGCAGUCCAGAAGUCAGCUCCAGCAGUGAGGAGGUCCUGUUGGCUCUUGCCUCCUCGACCUCUCCUGUUCUGGUUUCCUCACCUGUCCCUUUCAAUCAAACACCAGCUGAGUCUGGAAGUUUCAGCUCAGAAUCAGAGAAGUCUGAUUCGUCAGACUCUAGAUCUAAAUCAGACUCUCCAGGACUUGAUUCAAGAAACGACUCUCAGAGCACAGAACCUAAUCCUAAUCCCAUACCGAUUUCUGAUUCUAAUCUCAGUCCAGAGUCUAACUAUAAUCCCAGUGUUGGUUUGAACUUCAGCUCCGAGAUCAGUCAGGGAGAGUCUGAAGAAUCGCCAACCAUCAGGGUCCCUACAGAUGCUAACUCUGAUGCUAUCAGAGGAGCUAACCCCACUGUAGACUACACAACUAACACUGCUAGCAUAGCUGCCAGCUCUGAAGCUAGCAUGGAUACCAAACUUGAUAGCAGUGUAAAGGACGCUGAGGCAAGUUUAAGCUUAGAAGCUACAACUGAUUCUAGUAACGAUGUUAGCAUUGAAGCAGACCCCACCACUGCUACUUUGUAUAGCACUAGCCUUUCUAGCAUGCAUGUUAUUUCUGGAGCUAGCGCUGACGCUAACGCAGACGCUGGCAGCGAGGUGAGUGUUGAAGAAGAAGAUGCUGGCACAGAAGCCACUGCUGAAUCUGUUGUUAGCAUGAAGCCGACUGCCACCACUGAGUACAGAACAAACCCUCCUGACUCCGGAGCUAGCACUGAUGCUAUCGCUAAUGUAGAAAGGGAGCAGGCAGGUUCAGAUGUUAGCACUGAGGCUAACCCAGAUGCUAACAGCUCAGGUCCAAACCAGUAUGCCAGCAGUGAGGAAAACACGGCCUCUCCUCUUCCUCCUCCUCCUCCUCCUCGUAGGAAGAGACCAUAUCGCUUCGGCUUCCUCGGUCCCAUCAGUCAUUCUUACGGCAACCAACCCGUUGCCAGGGAGACAGUGUCCAAGGAAAGAGUUGCCUCAUCAAACGGGCACAUCAGGGAAACGUUAGCAGCACGACAUCGUCAGAAUGAGACACCACAAACAUUUCAUCACAAGCAAAACGUUUCCUCAAAGCCACUUUGCGCCUUUUUUAACAGUCGUCAUUCUGGCAGAAAGCAGAUGAGGGUUAGCGUAGCGGCGGCUAACCCAGCUCAGAGCAGCAGCGAGGAAAACAACUAGUGUGGACGGUUGGUUCCCGUCAGCUGAGCUCAGUCUGGCGGAGGGUUGAUCGCCGUUUAUCCACCGUAAUAAAUUCCAGUAAAGAAGUCAGUGAACUGCCGGAGCGGAGAGCAAGAACGCCUUCACUCCUCGUGUUCGCACCUGAAGGCAGCAGAUCAGUUGUUUAUUCCAUCUGGUUCGUGGACUUUUUAAAAUCAUCUUAUUUCUUGUUAAAUGAAAAUAGAUUUGCUGAUGCUGACGUGAUGAUGUCAUCUUAAAUCACUGCUGAGUGGUGGAGCAGUUCGAUGAGUUCAGCCAAUCAAACGGUUCUCUUUUUACUUUAAAUGUCAGUUUGGGGCAUAAAGUGUUUAUUACAUCUUGAUAUUUUCUGUUUCGUGCUGUUGUGACUUCACUGUCAGAGAACAUCUUAAAUAAACUAGUUGUGUGAUAAAACUCAGAUAUCAGAAUCAGAAAUACUUUAUUGAUCCCCGAGGAGAAACUCUUUAAGAUGUAAAACUUACUCAGUACUUUUAAAUGUAAUUCCAUAUUUAAAAAACGAACGAUAACCUGAGAUGAUCUGGUUCAUUCUUUACUGUCACGUCAUUAUGGACUCCGGUCUUCAGUUCCCCUGUGUGGUAUCAAUAAAGUUGUUUUAAAGUUU
Molecule: messenger RNA, 3924 nt
Organism: Siniperca chuatsi (mandarin fish)
Lineage: Eukaryota; Metazoa; Chordata; Actinopteri; Centrarchiformes; Sinipercidae
Product: dentin sialophosphoprotein-like
Exons: 5
Coding region: 510-3284 (924 amino acids)
Source: RefSeq, a predicted model, not a curated record